AUGGCUGAAGUUCUCUCGGCCCCAAUCGCUGCCGUAGAGCCCACCAAUGCUGCACCGACAUCUACCACAACACCUGAAGAUGUCGCUAUGAGCGACGCAGACACGCUAGAGAAGAUGAAAAAAGCCGCGCAACAAGUUGAAUUUUACUUCGCUGAUGCCAACCUUCCAUAUGACAAGUUCAUGUGGACACUGUAUUCAAAGGAUCCUGAACAUUGGAUCCCACUGGCGACGGUCGGCUCCUUCAAACGGAUGCGGGAGCAUAGCGCCAAUGGCAUGGAAUGGCUAGCCAACGCCAUCCGACUGAGCACCUUCCUGGAGGUGGACGAGACCAGAACCAAGAUUCGACGAACAACGGAACCUCAGGAACCUAAGGGUCAGUUCGAGAGGAGUGUGUACGCCAAAGGGUUCGGUGAGGAAGACCCGACGCUACAAGGUCGAUUGGAGGAGUUCUUCCGGAAAUAUGGAGCUGUUAGCGCAGUACGAAUGAGGAGGGAUGAACACAAAAAGUUCAAGGGUUCAGUAUUCACCGAGUUCACGGAAUUCGAUACCGUCAAAAAAUUCCUCGAAGCUGACCUGAAACCGACCUGGAACAGCACCGAAUUGCUUAUCAUGACCAAGGAGGACUACUGCGAGAUGAAGAUCAAGGAGAAGGGCCUCACUGGGAAGAGCGCCAACCACCGGCGCGAGCUGCUGUCGUCGAAGAAGUUCGACGCGUUUCGUGAGAUGGCCAAAGCUAAGGACGGGGUGAAAGGUGUGGCAACGGAGGAGCAGAAGAAGGACGUCUUCCUCGAGUUUUUGGGUCAUAAGAUCUUAAUCAAGCAGGACGAGGAUGGGAAUGGGACGAUUGAUGAGGAGGACAUUCCGUUUGUCAAGGGCGUCACGCUGAAGUUCGAUGGCUGCGGUGGGGAUGUUACUUGGUCUGAAAUCAAGGAUCCCAUCAAGGAGCGAUUCGACGGCAAGGCACCGUACAUUAAGUAUGCACGCGGCGAGAAUAGUGGCCUCGUUGGAUUCUACAAGCCUCUCUCAGAAGUGGACAUCGAGUUUGUCAAGACUACUAUCAAAAUCAUCAACAAGAAUGAGGUGACAUGGACUCUCCCGACUGAGGAGGAAGAGAAGCAGUUUGAGAUUGAGCGUGCCCAAGCUGCCGCAAAGAACGCCUUCUCACAUAGUGGCUCCAGAGACAGUGGACGGGGCAAGUCGGGUGGUGGCCGCGGUGGAGGUCGAGGUCGUGGUGGGCGAGGACGCGGUGGUCGUGGCGGAGGACGUGGUGCUGGCCGGUCGAACGGAAAGGACCGCAACGCAGAGAAAGCAAAGGAGAAACUGGCGGGUGAGGAGAACACUGGCGAGAAGAGGAAGCGGGCCGUUGAACCGGAUGGCGGGCCGCACACUGGCGUGCGAGGACAGGCCGCACCGCCGACGCUGCAAACCGCGAAGAAGGCCAAAACGAACGACGGCGCAGCUGCUGCGCCAACGUCAUAG
Molecule: messenger RNA, 1479 nt
Organism: Cyclocybe aegerita
Lineage: Eukaryota; Fungi; Basidiomycota; Agaricomycetes; Agaricales; Hemipholiotaceae
Source: the annotation of a GenBank genome assembly